This is a messenger RNA of Ananas comosus (pineapple), 2481 nucleotides long. RefSeq lists its product as uncharacterized. The transcript is spliced from 13 exons. NCBI's taxonomy places the organism in Eukaryota, Viridiplantae, Streptophyta, Magnoliopsida, Poales, Bromeliaceae. The record is from RefSeq and is a predicted model, not a curated record. Gene Ontology annotation, biological process: positive regulation of growth. Bases 326 to 2218 code for a protein of 630 amino acids.
UUUUUACCAUUUUGCUCUAUUCCCCCUCCCCCGACUCGUCUCUCCCAACGUAUCUUCUCCCUUCUACAAUCUUUGACUCUUUUUUCUCCAUUUAAUCCCCAUCAAUCGCCCAUUCCCCUUCUUCGACUUGUUCUCACCUCCUAAGGUUUGUGUUGGGUGGAUUGGAGUUCUCACUUUAUAAGCUUAUGAAAUUUUCGGCGUAAUUCGCCAAUUACUCCCUGUUUUAACAGGUUCCAUUGUAAUUAGCAUUGAAGAAAAGAAGAAGAAUUGAGGGUCAAAUAAACAAAAAAAACAGAAAAAAAAAAUCUGAGGAUACUUCUUUAGGAUGGGUGGGGUUUGUUCUAUUGGUGCUGAUCGAGGUAACUCACUCAAUGAGCUUUCCUUUGAUGACAAUGGCUCUGAGGAAAAUGAUCACAAACAGUUUGAGUACAAUCCGAAGGCGCCGAGCAAAAAUAAGACCACUCCAAUUGUGGAGGAUAUUGAAAAGAAGCCAUGCAAGGGAGAAUCUACAUUGUGUGAGAAGGGUCUCAGUUCAUGUUCAGUGUCCUCAAAAGAGCGGAAAUUGUCGAAGAAUCUGUCACAAAAAUCAAAGACCAAUAAGUCGAAGCCGGCAGAUCAAACGAAGGUUUCGGAUGUGAGCUCAAUUUUGGGCAGAGCCAGUACAGCUGGACUCGGGAAGGCAGUGGAGGUUCUCGACACACUUGGUAGCAGUAUGACCAGUUUGAACUCCAACAGUGGUUUUAUAUCUGGAGUUACUAAGAAAGGCAAUAGAAUAUCUAUUCUGGCUUUUGAGGUCGCCAAUACAGUUGUCAAAGGUUCCAAUCUCAUGCAGUCUCUCUCAGAACAGAAUGUAAAGCACUUGAAAGUAGUGUUCCGAUCUGAAGGUGUUCAGAAUUUGGUUUCCAAAGAUAUGGGUGAGCUCCUAAUGCUUGCUGCAGCUGACAAAAGGCAAGAGUUGAAAGUAUUUUCAGGAGAGGUGGUUCGUUUUGGUAAUCAUUGUAAGGAUCCUCGGUGGCACAAUUUGGAUCGUUAUUUUGCAAGACUGGAGUCAGAAGUUACACCUCCGAAUCACCUUAAAGAAACGGCAACAGGAGAGAUGCAAUAUUUGAUGACACUUGUUCAGAAUACAGCUGAACUCUAUCAUGAGUUGAAUGCAUUAGAUAGAUUUGAGCAAGAUUAUCGGCGAAGACUUCAGGAAGAGGGCAGUUCAGUUGCAUUUCAAAAAGGGGACACAAUUCAAAUCAUAAAGCAAGAGUUGAAGAACCAGAGGAAGCAUGUAAUUAGUUUAAAGAAGAAAUCACUUUGGUCUAAGAUACUUGAAGAUGUCAUGGAGAAGCUUGUAGACAUUGUCCACUUUUUAGGUUUGAAGAUUCAUGAUGCCUUUAGAAUUACAGGUGAAGAUCAAACUGUGAAAAGGUCCGUUACUAGCCAUCAGAGGUUAGGAUCUGCUGGACUCGCGCUGCACUAUGCAAAUAUCAUUACACAGAUUGAUACUCUUGUAUCACGGUCAAGUUCAGUCCCUCCGAAUGCUAGGGAUGCAUUGUACCAAGCAUUGCCCCUUACCGUUAAAUCUACUUUACGAAAUAAGCUACAAUCAUUUCAGGUCGACGAAGAGCUCACAGCACCUCAAAUCAGAGCAGAAAUGGAGAAAACAUUGCAAUGGCUUGUACCUAUCGCCAAUAACACAACUAGAGCACACCAUGGCUUUGGAUGGGUCGGAGAGUGGGCGAACACAGGGAAUCAAAACCUUGGUGGGCAGCUUGAUCUGAUCAGGAUGGAGACACUUCAUCAUGCGGACAAGGAGAAGACCGAAGCUAUCAUACUGGAGUUAGUGGUUUGGCUUCACCACCUCAUCAGCAAAUGUACGAUCACGAAUGGAGGAAAUCACUCUCUUUUUAAAUCCCCUAUUUCCAUUCCUAUUCCAACUCAAAAGAGAACGGCAGCUUCUUCAGUUCCCCAGAAACUCACCAAAGAAGACCGCAAAACAGCACAAGAAGACAAACAGGGAAAGCUUACUUUGGAGGACGGCAACAACGAUCGAGAACUCAGCUUUCCAAAACCAAGAUUAACUAAGCAUGAUGGAUCAAGUACCAGCAGUGGCAAUUCCUCGAUGAGAGGAAGCAGGAAAAAGAUUUCUACAACAAGGCGGCCUGCUGUGACUCCUCUCACGGAUUCUGAUGUUGGUAAAGACGAAAACUUAGACGGGACAGCUAAAUGAUAUCGUUAAUAGAUUGCGGUCGAAAUAUCAAGGAUUAUUCAGUUAAUGUAGAGGGGCUAACUAUUUACUAUGCUACCGAGGCAGAUGUGUGAAAUAUAUAUUCCUUUGUAUGUAAUGCUGGAAAUGGUGAUACAAUUGAUUUUGUAUAGUGGAAAUAGGUUAUUUAUGUGCACAAAAUGAAAAGAAGAAUACGAAGCACCGCUUCUGCUUGUACAAAAAUUUGGUUAUUUUUCCAAAUGAACCUUUAUUUUUUCGUGUUUGUA